Nematostella vectensis (starlet sea anemone) is the source of this 1640-nucleotide messenger RNA. RefSeq lists its product as uncharacterized. The transcript has 3 exons. The record is from RefSeq and is a predicted model, not a curated record. Bases 208 to 1566 code for a protein of 452 amino acids. Lineage: Eukaryota; Metazoa; Cnidaria; Anthozoa; Actiniaria; Edwardsiidae.
UUCUAUGUUGUGGUGCAACUUUUGUCCUAAAGAUGAUGCAAAACUGUGAAAUGAAAACCUCAGCGAAAAUGCUAUAUAAUAGAAAGGUGUUAUCAAACGUUGUUAAAGAUUCGACUGUGGCUUCGUGCGCUACGGAACCGAGAAAUUUUUACGUACCGAAAAUCAGAGAGGCAAAAUUCUUGGUAAAGUUUAUACCUUCGCUGCAAAAUGGCGGGAGAAAACGAGAUGGAUAUUGUUUUUAUCUUGGGACCAAAAAGAUGUGUCCAGCGAUCUUAUAACCAUUUAAAGGCAGAUUUUGCCAAAGUUUUCCACCAUGCCAGGAUAGCUACAAUCCGAUUUACCAAUCGCUUCGAGAGUUCUUUGAAUCGUAUGGCGUUUUUCUGUCAAACUUCUAUGUUUCGAAGCUCAGAUAUUUUGGUAAUGGAACCCAGAGAAACUUGUAGCAGUGCCGUCGAGACACAGGGAAACCCUAUACAUCGAGCGGCUUUGCUAGAUUACCGCGAAAAGGCUGUGAAACUGUGCUUCUAUAUCGGUGACAUGCUUCCCUUCAUAGAAGACUUUUCUCAAGAGAGGUUAACAAACAAUGAAACUUUGACAAAUGAACAGUUGAAUAAGAUAAAAGCCAACAACAAAACCAGUUCUGACAAGGAUAAAUCAGAAAUGGAGAGAAAGCUAGAAGAUCUGCUUGAAGUUGACCCACUGAUUUCAUGCCACAUGUUAGCUGCGAAGGGCGUGGUCUUAUAUGCCAUCGAGAAGGACCAUGCUACCCCAAUUCAAAGGGAUACAUUUAAUGCUAUGGUGUAUGCAACAGGGGGACAAUACUUACAAGUGCCAAGGGCUGCGAGUAUCCCUAAGGUUAUCAAGAAGUGCAUUGUGGAGGAGUUGUUUCUAGAUAUUUUUGUCCCCCACUGCAGGGAUUUUUUAUGUGAGCAGUGGUACAGCUGGGGUAGAAAGAGAACCAGAAUUCCACAAACAAUGGAUGAACUGACAGAAAAUGUGCACAACAACUUGCUUACAAAUGGUGCUAUAGCCAAAGAAGUUCUACAUAAAGGAGAAGUCACUGAAAUUUCAAAAAAAAUAGCUUCACUAUCCACCCUUAUUUUAGCAAGAAAACUAACACACAACACAACAACAGAUACUGAAUGGUUGAAUAUUGCAGAUGAAGUUAUUCCAGGUUAUGUAACAGAAAAAAAGCAAGCAGUGUCUGAGGUGACAUUGUCUGGGUUAAAGCCUAUAUCCAAGAAUCAGGCAUCUAGGUUGUUGGUGAGAGCACUUAAGAGAAGGACAGAUGCAGUUCAACUAAGGCGGGAAUCUAAUCAGGAAACUGGUUCUUGUUCACCAAAGCUAGACUUAAAUAAUAAUGGUUCAAAUGUAUCACAUGUCAAAGUGAGAGACAGCUUUGGAGAAUACCAUGACAUUGAUCCAUGUUCUCAGGUAAUCAUAAGGGGGGAAGACACUGAUCUGAAGGAAAAGUUCGGGGGCAUUAAUAUGCUUGGUAUAAAUUCAAAGAUAUUGGCCCAGGUAGAUGACGUACCAAUGAAUAGAUGUGUAUGUAUAAUAGGUUAGUAACAUAAUGAGAAGUAUGUUGUUUUAAUGAAAGCACCAAAAUUAGUCAAAGUAUUAAAAAACUGUUUAUUAAA